UGAUGGAUAGGCAUCUUUCAGGGCCUGCACUUGUUAAAGCUAGUAUGCCUUCUGUUAAACGUGUCAUUUUUGAGCUUUCGGACGUUUUUGUUAUAACAUAAUAAAUCUUACUGUCUUAUUUGCACUUUGUUUGUUUAAUUUUUUUUUUAAUUAUUUUUUUUAACUGGUGCAGUUCAGCUUCUACACCAGUAGGUGUCAGAAGCUGUCGGCGGAAGUGAAACUUCUCGCUUUGCUUAGAAACAGGCUGCAUCGCCACAAGGCAUCCAUAUCUGAGAAAUAAUUGCACAGAGCUAAAGUGCCUUUGAAUGCACCAUGAAGCCGCAGCCCGCUGAGGCUGCGCUGUCUCUGCAAGAGGAACUUAUUGCAGCGAUACACGGAGCAUUUGAAGUGGCAGUGGAGAUCGCAGUUCGAGAGGUGACGAAGCUUGUGGGUCCGGCAACAGGAGACGUGUAUGGAAAGAUGCGACGAGAGAACGAGUCCCUCAAACAAAGACUGCAGAGAGCUGAAGCCAUGCUGGACUGUGCGCGCAGGGAGGACAGAGGUGGCAGCUCCCCUCCUCAUAAAAAGCAACUCCUGAACGCCGCCAGCCAUGCAGAUCGACCGCCUCACCCUAAAUACAAUCAAAAAAGCCCAAAUCCCAAAGUAGACAAUGUGCACUGUUGCACGGGGGUCAGAGGUGACACUCCUCCUGCAGGUCACAGCCGUGCAGAGCAGCCUCCUGACCCCCAGCAGAAACACGUGAGCAGAAACGAAGAGCAGAGAUCAGGAGAGGAUGAAAAGACGCAGCAUGUCAGCGAUGCAGCUUCAGACCCAGAGAAAAACGAAUAUGUUGUAGCUUGUGAUGCCUUGAUUAAAGAAGUUAGUGAAGAGAUUUCCCGUGUAUGUGUGAUGAGGGUAGAAAGCAUUAACCAGCCAUGUCGAGAGCUGGCAGUUCAAGACCCCGACUCUCCACCGCUUCCCAGUGGGGAUAACAAGUCCACUUUAGAUCAGGUUACAGUAAAGCAGGAGAAGCCAGAAGAGGAGAGAGAUGGUUCAGUCUGCUGUUUAGACCUGAUCAAAGUGGAGGACUUUAGCCCGGAGUGUAUGUCAGCGGUCCAGUCCAAAAUGCUGGAGGAGUGGAAACCAGAAGUGCUGGAUAUUCAGAGCCAAGACUCAAACACUCCUCUGUCCUGCACCGGGCUGGCUGAGGCUCAUCCUUCCAACCUGGCCACCAACCUCUCACCACCAACAGAUCUUCCAUCCCUCUCCUCAGAGUUCCCAAACAUCUUCCAGCUGGCAGAACCAGCUCCCAUCCCAGAAGCCCCGCCACAAGUUUAUGGAGUCCACGUACGGACCAGCCGCAACCUCGGCCACACCUUCACCAACCUCUAUGCCUGCAAGUCCUGUGGUCAGACGUUCCACCUGCCCAGCUUGCUGCGGCGGCACUACAGCCAGUGCCAGCAGAAGCUCCAGCAGUGUUGUCGGCAGCCCGUAGCAGGAAGCAAGAGGACCAGACUGCAGCUUUACCCGCCGGGCUGCAGCCCCUUCCGCUGCACAGUGUGCAACCGAGAGUUCAACCGCAUGGAGAACCUCAAGACACACCUUCGCAUCCACACGGGAGAGAGGCCGUACACCUGCUCAGUCUGCUCCAAGUGUUUCCGUCACUCUGGGGCAUUAACCAGGCACUUCCGUAUCCACACCGGAGAGAAGCCUUACAUCUGCGGACAGUGUGGGAAGUCUUUCAGAAACUGUGGGGGGCUCAAAUUCCACCAGCGUUCACACAGCAAGCAGCUACAGUAGAGUGGGACUCAGCAGUGUUAAGGUCUUCAAGAUCCCAAUUUUUUAAUGUGAGAUGUAAACAGCUUUUUUUUUAUGUAAAAAAAAAAAGGGGUUUUCCAAACUGCCAGCCCUGAAGCUGUUGAAUGAAAUAGUCUGGAUAGACAUGUGGUAUAUCCCUUAUGUAUCCCUGAUAGACAGCCCAUGAGGGCCUCAAGAUUUGGGCUUUAUAAUGCUAAACAGAAAAAGUAGCAUUUUACAGUCUUUUGAAUUAUAGUUCAGGAAUCAGAUAUAAAACUUAAAGUACAAAGCUAAUUAAUGUUAGCUAAUGAAUGAAGAGGUGGAGCAUAUGUGGCUGCUAUCUGGCUUUUAUCUGGCUAAUAUCUGCUCUUUGAGACAUUAAUGGUCCACUUCUAUUGGUCUAACUUUAAAUGAUUGUCUGGCUUUUACAUAAACUGUCAGGUAAUAGGUGACCACUCCAUAACACGGUCUCUCUUGUCUGUACUGUUGCACCUUUUUCUACCAGGUCUUUCCUUUUGAGAUAGCAGGUAUUGUUUUUAAGAGCUCUCACCCAGAAAGCAGCAUCUCAACAAGUUACAGGACCAGUCAAGUGCUUCAUAUUGAGGUCAAACUAUAAAUGAUUCUGUUACUGAAACAAAUUUGACUAGCUUUAUUUCAGUGUUAAUGUUAUAUAAAUCGGUGUCCUUUCAUUAGUAGAUACGGACCAAGUAGAAAGAUAAAGUAUACAGUAGCUAUGUGAUCAGUCACUUAAAGUUAACCAUUUAGCUACAUACUGUAUAUGAUGGCUCAGUAGGGAUUCGUGAUAUGAAAUGUGUGAAACCUUUCAGUGCCAGUUUCUAACUUGUUUUAUGAUGGUUAUUAAAUGGUUAUUAGAUGGUUUCUUUUUCAUGGCAAUAUCAUUUUUCAAAUUAUUUAAUUGUGUGCCUAAUGUAUCCAAAUAUUUUGACUAUACUGUGUGGAAAAUACUUUCAUUUGAUUAAUAAAAAGUAUGAAAAUUGC
Molecule: messenger RNA, 2775 nt
Organism: Siniperca chuatsi (mandarin fish)
Lineage: Eukaryota; Metazoa; Chordata; Actinopteri; Centrarchiformes; Sinipercidae
Exons: 3
Coding region: 313-1779 (488 amino acids)
Biological process (GO): regulation of transcription by RNA polymerase II
Molecular function (GO): DNA-binding transcription factor activity; RNA polymerase II cis-regulatory region sequence-specific DNA binding
Source: RefSeq, a predicted model, not a curated record